AUCGAGCGAAAGCUUUAGCUUCAUGCUCAUUUUUAGUGCAAUCAUUCACGAUAGAUGUUCAAGCUGUUGAUGAUUAACCACAACAGCGCUUCUUUGUCAGUCUUCUUUCCAACGAAACGCGUUCCCCUACUUCUCCAUCUCCCUGUGUUUCUUGCUACUUCGUCCUCUCCGGUCCCAAGUGAACCAGAAAAAUCAGAUGUUGAUGAAGAUCAACACCACGGCAUGAUUAGAUUUUUCUCCAUAUGAAGGUGAAGACAUACGAUGUCUUUCUGUUAAAAUGUUCCACGCGAACUCGUUCCCUUUGUCGUGCGGAAUUUUUUUCUCAAAAUAGCUGCUCCUCUGUCGUGCGCGACAUCCGCGCCUGUGAGUGCUUGUGUUUUGCAUUUGUGUGCUCGUGAAAGAAAGAACACCAUUCAUGUGGUGAAAAAUACGCGCAACAGCACGCAGUGCGAGGGACGAGGACUCGUGGGUGGGUGAAUGAGAAUCGAUGUCUUCCAUAUGAUAUACUACUAUCAGACUGCUCCUUCGGGCAUCCGUUUUCGGUUUUUGUGCCCAACUGCAAGCUGCAGCGGCCCACCAGUGUGGCCCAGGAGGCUCUGUGCCGUAUCCACUUGAUUCUAACACGUGCCCGGUAUCUUCCAAGACCUCGGGAAGCGAGCGCCAAUCUGACUUGUCACAGCAGCCUGCUUCGCCGCGUGACGAUGUCGUGUCGCAGCGCCGUCGACCUUGCUGGAGCUAUCCCUUGGACGAAAAAACGUGCUGUGUGCCUUCUCGGGAGAAAGCAGAUGACGAAGAAAAGGAUGGCCAGAGGGCGCACUGCUUCGACGGCGCCGUGGUCACGCGUGCCCGGUGCUGUGCGCAAACGACGGAAAUGAGUCGAAGCAUUGGAGAUGAGGAUGCUCUCACAAAGCAAGAAGCCAGCAGCGGGCUGCAGUUUCAAGAUGCUCUGGCAAAGGCAAUGGACGAACAAGAAGCAAUGCCGGAAAUGAACAUCGAGAGGAGUGAAGACCUAGAAGAGCAGCGCGACCAUGGUGUCGAGGUAAACGCAGUUCCAGAGUGGCUCCGCGCAGGUAGCCGGCCUGUGAUGCUGAACAUUUUCGGCAAAAAUGAACCAAAUCCUCAUGCCCUUCAGCUCCUGUCACUUUUACCUAACGACAACGCGCUCACAGAGACAGUACAGCAUGGGUUAUGGAGUGCACAUCUGGAGAUGCUGCGCGGAGUAUUCGGCGAAAUUCUGGUGCAGUGGAAUGCAGUAUCUCUAUCUUCAAAUACGACCACGGAGGAUGUUGCUACAGAUACGCGCGGCUCGUCAACGACGACGUCUACUGAUCGUACUCACGCUCCUCCAGCCGACCACGAGCAGAGGCGCUCGGAACAAACCGAGGAGCAAGCGGGCGACGGAGUGGAAGAAUACGAAGGAAGGGCAACCGAGCUUGCACUACAGGAAUAUUUUUUUGCCUUGAGAUUCCUGUUUGGCCCCAAGGGCGUCGAGCGCACGAUUCCGCGCGGAGGAGACGAGAUGCUUAGGGCCGUACUUCUGCUCACGCGGCUGGCGAAGCGCAAGGUUGCUGCCCGUCAAGAGUUGACCGACAAAAAGCUCAAGGAUGCACUCGUAUGAACUGCAAAAGUAUCGUACUCGUAUAAAUGCAUUACAAAUUUCCUCAGCGUGAGAGAUAAAAUCUGCCAUGCUGAUUUACGUUAAGAAAAAUAUUUGUAAUGCAAGACUUGCAUUUAUACGAGUCCGAGUGCGAUACUUUUGCACAGGAUAACUCGGGGAUGAAAACGACGAUGAUGAAACUCAUCCUUUACCUGUAGCGACACCUUUAUGGAUGCGUCAGGUUUGAAAUCGUCAAAGUUGAAAUAGUUUGCCAUGCAUCAAACGGAUGCCAGCUGGUGCCUAGUUUUCAAGUGGCGCAUGACAAAUUUGGCAGAGCCGAAAUCCAGUUUGUAAUGCUGUUUGGGUAAGGAAGAGGCCUUUUGUCAUGCUAGUCCAGCAGCUCUAUUUGUACCCCUCAACAGGCUUACAAUCUGCCUCCCUUGCCUACUCUGCAAGACAGGCAUUUUGUGGGUUGCAUUUUAUGCAUCACAAACUAUUUCAACUUUGAGGAUUUCAAACCUGACGUUUCCAUAACCUUUGGAGUAUAACUUCUGGACCUCGGAUCUGAAAAGUUCUAGCCGCCCCGAGUCGCCCCGGAAGAUUUUCACUACUGGAGCGGACGACGUCGUUGCAUCAGACGAAAAGGGGCGGGACGUGCAAAGCGGGACCCAGCUUCCGAAUACUCGCGAGAAAGGGCCGACUUUACCGCUGGACCGCGUCAAUCCAGAAGAAUAUGAGCGGAGUCCGCUCUUCGUUUACGAGAAAUUACAGAAAUGCAGUCGCCACUUUGGAUGGGCCUUGGUCGAGAUCAAGUUUCGGAUCGCAGACUUCUUUUUCCAUCACAUUUUGCGAAUCAAAGCAGCGCUCGAGCUCGUAGAUCUUCAACGAAUUAAGAAUGGCACCACGUCCGGCUUGAAAGACCCAGCGCACACACCGAGAACGUUGCUGGGUGCAGGAACAGCGCGCUUCUUGCGCAAGAUGUGGGCCUCGUCGCAGGGUCCCCGUGCGCCUGUGCGCGGCGAAGACGCAGACACACACGUUGGUAUGGAGGGGAAGUGAGUGAUCUUCUAAGGUGCUGCCAGCCUUGGGUCAGUGCGGUUUUGCGGCAUUUUUGUGAUGCAAAAAGCGCACACAGCCACAAGAUCAGCAGUUCGGAGCGCAUGAAGGUUACAGGUUUUUGACGUGCCUUCUUUCUAUUGUGAUUUUACACUGCAAAAGAUAUGCGUGCAUGGCAAAAACAGGAACGCUGCACGUAGGCGAAAUACCAUCAGUGUGAGCGCGGAAGUACUGGGUGACAGAUUAGGACUUUUCCUCGGACUGGCCUCAGCGCCUGACGUCACUCGCUUCCCCUCUCUAGUUGUUUGUCUCCCUCUGGGGCUUCUGUCUACGAUGACGUCCGUAUGAGAGCGCACAAGUCCCGCCCUCCCACUUCGUUUUCUAGCAUGCGCGCCAUCUUUGCAUUCUCUGCAGUUCCCAAAACCAGUGACUUGUUAUUUCCCAUGUAUGCAUUACCGGCAUCCUAGCCCACGCUUCAGUAACCGCGGAUGCCCUCCAAAUGCCCUUCAUCAAAUGGGGGGGAUGGGAAAUUAUGCGCUUUCAUAGACCGCAGACCAGGAUCUUGAUCAGCGGGGCCUUUUUGCGAUGUUCCGACUAUACAUUUUGCCACUGUGGCUGUUCUGGCAGCGCGAUAUGGUACAGGAAAAGUUCUUGCAGUGGUUUCGAAGUUUCACCAUGUGGCUCAAGGAGGCAGAGCAAGAGCUUCACAUCGACGCGUCGCUCAGGACUGGUCGAGCAUCUCGCGGAGCAUCAACGCCACCUGUCACGCGCGCCUUGUUGCAGUCGCUUCCAGGCACUACAAAAAGAGGCGGGCGCAAACCGAGCUAUUCCCAUUUCAUGGCCCGGCUAGCAGAGAGAGACGCUUCUGCAGAAGAUGUUGUGGGUCAGGUAACGACGACGGUGCUCGAAUUUGUGGACGUACGACUCUUGCGAAUGACGAGCUUGCGAGCCUACGAUCUCUACCAACAGGCGCUAACACAACAGUGGAUGGAGAAGCAGGAGGGUCAUCAUGCACAUACAAAAUCCAUGUCGCCCUCGUCAGAUGACGCUGUUCCACCGACCACAAAUGCUUCGCCACGGAACGACGAUGGAGGUGGUGCUGACCGAAGAAUUACGAGUACUGCCAACGACGAAAGCAAGACGAACGCACGAAUGCCGCCACCUCACAGCAAUGACAGGAGUGCGUCAUCGCUUUCGGUUGCCGUAUGCAUCUCAGGGGGUGUGAGGGGAUUCACGCAAAAGCCAGUGUAUGAAAGUAUUCGCGACGCACUGACAAGUUUGAAGGCGAAAAAGGUGCGUAUGCAUUGCAAAUCCGUCUGGGUAGGGAAAAAAGCUGGAUAUUUCGUAUUUGUAAUUCCGCGCGUCGUGUAUCACUUCGACGCAUGCCGUGCGUGAGUACCAAAAGGCGACGCAUUUUGUACAUGGCUACGAAAUAAGGCUUACUCGUCAUGUUGAACACAGAAAAUUGGCCGGGCAUUAGCAAUCAUGGGAUGCGUCCGCUUAUUGCAAUCUAGCUAAGCCAGUCCGGCAUGACAGGUCCUGUAUUUUGCCAGCCCGCGAGGACCUCGACAUGUUUGCAAUGAAUAGUGUGGGUUUUCUAUCAAUUUGACUUGUCCCGGGUCACGAAGCUGGGCAUUGGUGAUCAGUUCGACAACAGGCAUCACAGCUCCAGCAGCGAGCAGAAGGAGGAGCAGCUCCGCGACCGCAUCAAUAACAGUGAGCAGGAGGAUCUGGAUCGUGCGAUGCGUGCUGUGGAAGAGGAGCGCCAUGGCGAGGACGAGCGAAAUUCUGGAGUAAUCAGUGUGGACGUCCAAACGGCCUCGGUCGAGGCGCUUUCUUCCUCGUCGUGGACGGCAACCGCCUUUCAGCAAAUCGACAACGACACAAAAAACAAGUGUCUCUCUGACCAAAUCACUUGUCCAAUCAUGGGGUUGCAGCGAGAUUUCUGCAGGCGCAGCAUUCACGAGUACGAGCGGCAAGUAGAAAACGUGAGCCGCGGCCCGACUAGUGUUUCUGCUGUGAACGACGAGGCGGAAACGAAAAGAACCGAUGCUGAAGCAACAGGACUACAACUUUCCCGUAGAAGCGAAUUCGAUUGGGUGCUUUUCACACGCCCCGACCUGUUCCUGCAGCCUCUUGGCGACUUGCGCCGCUUUGACCCGGCCUUCAUUCAUGCUCCGACCAACACACUUUGGGGGUGUAUCAGCUGCAAACUUGCACUUGUGCCAAGGAAGUUUCUCGACCUGUACGUAGAUUCCUAUCGUCUUGGUGGGGAUCAGCAAAACGCAUUCGCCUGCUAUCCGCGAAAAUCGGAGACCGUCACGGAAACUUUUGCCGGGCGGCGAGGAACAGAUUGUGGCUGUACACUGUGGAAGGCCCUGCGCACCUGUAAGGCUGGCGGGCGGGAGCAACUACUCAGCAAAAGCGCCGCGCCGAUGUCGAAGGACCGCGAGCACGAACAGGAUUACACUUGGCACACGCAGAAACAAGCGGAGGCAACGCGAAGUGAUUUUGCAAAAAACCAGAAUAACGAACCGACAGGACCAGCAGCCGCACUUCUGUCGGACGAGUCGCAGACGGUGUGCGGAAACCCUGACGCAAUCAAGGUGCCAAAGUAUAGACCACCUGUAGCAGACGAUGCAGAGGAGAAGGAGCUGCAGACUUCCGCGUCUAUCCUCGACCCGCCGCUCUUGAUGCCGGUCGAGCAAGCGAUGACGGCAACUGUCACUCGGGGAGGGCUAUGGCGUCCUGACUGGAAUGCUAAUAUGGCGUGGUUUCGCUAGCGUAUCAGUCGAGGUCGGUCUUUGGCAUUCGUCUAGCACGACGUCGACGCCCUGUGUCUGAAAAGUUGUGAGCUCAGGCCUCAGGGACUCCAUUUUCAUCACGGCGCGAUCUCGCAAAUCGCAGUGCUCCUGCACGACAUUGUUCUUUAUGCAUGAUAUUGCUCAUCUACUUUCUGUAUGACCAUAUAAACAAACUCCUGCUUCGCAGCUUCUAACAAU
Amoebophrya sp. A120 is the source of this 5655-nucleotide messenger RNA. The record is from the annotation of a GenBank genome assembly. Lineage: Eukaryota; Dinophyceae; Syndiniales; Amoebophryaceae.